UUUGAGUGAACAAGUGGUGAAAACUGUGAUGGAGGUCGCAAAGAGAGUGGAGGUCAUUCUCAGGGAUCCUCAGGACAGUCUCGUCGUCCUCAGUGGAUGUGGAACUUCAGGUCGGCUCGCUUUUCUGGCAGCGUCAGGUUUCAACAGAGCGCUGAAGAAGCUGAAGCACACGUUGAUCUACACGUACAUCAUUGCAGGAGAGCUCUGUUUUCCUCUGAAGAAGCUCCUGAAGACGAGGCCACACUGGGCGCGCUCAGUCUGAACAAGGCUCCGUUUGUGGCAGGACAGCUGCAUCUGUGUCUGCAGCACACGCACGUUUACACUCCAGUACUCGUGGGAUUCAACCCCACACAUCACGCCAAGAGUGAGUCCAUACCUGGCUGCACGUUCACGUUCCACAGCGUCGUUCAGAGGAUGCAGGAGCUCGCUCAGACCCACGAGGCCUUUGUGAUCAACCCAGCAGUCGCACCUGAAGCGGUCAGCGGCUCCUCCAGGAUGAAGGGCGGCAGCGCCACAAAGAUCCUCCUGGACGUGGUCUUGUCCGCCGCUCACGCCGCUGUCUUCACGGACUCGUCCAUCACACACGAGGUACCGGUCUUUUUUUCCAACAGUGGAAUUGUGCAGCGCAUAAACGCAUAUAAGAAAGCUGUGGAGGUCACGUACGCUCACAGUGACGGGAUCACUGCUCUGUUGGAGGCAGCAGGUCAAAGUUUGCAGUGUGGCAGGUGUGUGUGUUACCUGGGCUGGGGCUCAGUGGCCGUGCUGGGCCUCAUCGACGCCACUGAGUGUGAGCCCACAUUUGGAGCAGACCACAAGGAUGUCCGCAGCUUCAUCAGUGGUGGAUACAGUCAGCUGGACAACAGCGAAGGUCACAUGAGCUCACUGGGUCGUCAGUUUAACAUCACACAUGAGGAUUUUCUACGUGAUGUUCUGCCUCAUCUCAACAACCUGGACACUGUUCUUCUGCUCUACACUCACUGUGAUGAUGUCAGUGACGUGGUGGAGGUCACACGCAGAAUGAGAGAGAAGACGUCCAACAUCCACGCUGUUUAUCAUCAUCAUCAUCAUCGUCAUCAUCAUCAUCAUCAUCACUGAUGAAGACACUGCAGCUGCUCUACUACAACAGAUGGAGCUCUCCACUAAGCUGCUUCUGAACGCUGUCAGCACCGGCGCUCACGUGUUAAAGGGCAAGGUUUACCAGAACCACAUGAUCGAUGUGCAGGUCACCAACAGCAAACUGUAUCAGCGAGCCAGUAUCUCAAGAGUGUGUGCGGCUGUUAAACACU
This is a messenger RNA of Solea senegalensis (Senegalese sole), 1286 nucleotides long. RefSeq names its product glucokinase (hexokinase 4) regulator (gene gckr). The transcript is spliced from 14 exons. Gene Ontology annotation, biological process: glucose homeostasis; carbohydrate derivative metabolic process; negative regulation of glucokinase activity. Gene Ontology annotation, cellular component: mitochondrion; nucleoplasm; cytosol. Bases 97 to 1095 code for a protein of 332 amino acids. NCBI's taxonomy places the organism in Eukaryota, Metazoa, Chordata, Actinopteri, Pleuronectiformes, Soleidae. Gene Ontology annotation, molecular function: enzyme binding; carbohydrate binding; enzyme inhibitor activity. The record is from RefSeq and is a predicted model, not a curated record.